Molecule: messenger RNA, 1922 nt
Organism: Solea solea (common sole)
Lineage: Eukaryota; Metazoa; Chordata; Actinopteri; Pleuronectiformes; Soleidae
Product: RNA guanine-N7 methyltransferase activating subunit-like
Exons: 3
Coding region: 123-476 (117 amino acids)
Biological process (GO): RNA 5'-cap (guanine-N7)-methylation
Molecular function (GO): RNA binding
Source: RefSeq, a predicted model, not a curated record
UUAUGUGAUCGCGGAGGGAAGCAUUUCAGCGACGUACCGGCUGUUACUAGGAUCUUUCGGAUAAGACUCGUUUGAAUCACGUUUUUCAGAUUAAUUUAUCUACAUAUACGUCUUUUUACAGAAUGACAGAGAGCACGGAGAACAUGCAGAAGUACGAAGAGCUGUUUGCACAAAGGUUUUCAUCCGAGGACCAGGAAUAUCAGCAGUACGUGAACCGACCGACUGACUCUCCACCUAUUGUCGAGGACUGGGCACGUCGAGGUGGUUGGAACCAGAGAGGCAGGGACAACAGGUACCAGGACCGCCAUGGCCACAGAGGUCGUGGAUGGGGAGGAGACCAAGGCUGGUCCCGCCAGCAGCACCGGCGGGACAGAGACCGGUCCUGGGGACAUGGAAGUGGGUCUCAGUCAGGCCCUCCAAGCUCCAAUCAGGGAUACAACUCCCAACCCCAGAGGCCACGUUAUAACCCUUACUGAUCUCUGUCAUCUCUCAAGUGUUUUCAGUAUUUAUGUCCACACUCUUAUCACUUGCAUUGCAGCAGAGCGAAGCAACGUGCACCCGUUUGUUUGUCGAAUUACAACAGUCUCGUAAGGAAGUAUUGUAAUAAUAAUAAUCAUAAUAAUUAAUAUUUCAGCAGCGUAAUUACCUCCAACACAAGGAGGCCAAGUCUUCAGUGCUCUAUUUCUGUGUGUGUGUGUUCUUAGUAGCAUUAUGCAAAAACUAUCAAACAAUUUAUCUUGAAAAUAAAGGUGGUCUUUGGGUCAAGGAUGAAUCGUAGACUACAUGUAAAAAAAAAAAAGAAGCUCCUGAAGCUAACCAGGAAAUAAGAAAAUGUUGAAUAGCCACUAGGGGGCAUCUCCGCAGGUUGAAAUAGAGCUCUAUUUGAAUUGGAAACUAGCCUGCGUCUCACUUGAACUAAAAUGUCAGUUAAAUCUCUGUUUUCAGUAGAACAUGAUCUUGAUUUUGUAACUUUAUGUUGUCGUUUUGAAGAAAAAGUUAAUGCUAAAGCACAACAGCUAUGUCAACAGCUGGAAAUAUCCAAUAGGAGCCCCUGGUUACAGGUGAAAUUCUGUUCAAAAUGUCAAAAUAGCGCCGCCCCAAAUUCCAAAUCUUGAGGCUUAAAAAAUUAUCCAUAUGUGUGACGUCAAAACAGCAGGUGUACUUUCACUGUCUUUUAACCUAUAAACUCAGAUUAGAGCAGUUUGAUCAUCUCCAUCUCCUCAAGUCAUACCCCGACCUUUCACAAAAUUUAAUGGAAAGCAGCUCAUUAAAAAACAGUCAGACUGUUAUGUAGCCUUACCACAUGUCCUACCAUCAAAAUAUGAACUACUAAAAACAUUAAAAGUCAAGUAUGAAGCCUGGGUCAGAUAUGAUUCAUGUCACAUAAACUAAACUGCUGCUUUUGUUAUUUGCUACUCGUGUUGUUUUAAAAAGUCUCUCAAACUCAAAAUACUUCAGUUGACACAUUUUUAUUGUCGGGAAUGAAAACGGAUCCUAAUGACUUCCAGAAAAAUAGUGAGAGAAAAAUGAGUUUCAUUUGUUUCAUAUGUCAGUAUGAUUUUAUUUUUUUGUCUUCAUAUUACAUCGUACUUUAUUGCUCACACUUUGAAUUAUAUUAUUUUUUUAAUGCCAUUUGUGGGAUUUGUCCAACAUUAAUUUGAAAAUGAUGCUUAAAAUGACUGCAGUAUUUCAGAUUUGUGAACUAUUUUUAGUCAAACCCUCAUUAUCACAUUGUUGUUGUCGACAUCUUAUAUCUGCGUAGACGUUUUGACAUAGAUUGAUAUGAUAUUGUUAUGCAUUGUGUUGCAAACAGUGAGUCACCUGAGAAAAUCUGUUUGAAUUGCAGCUGUAUUUUCUUUCUGUGUGUCACUGUUUCAUAAGGAUAUAAUUGAACCAUCAAUAAAUGUGUAUUUUCUUAGCGA